Molecule: messenger RNA, 710 nt
Organism: Vitrella brassicaformis
Lineage: Eukaryota; Vitrellaceae
Source: the annotation of a GenBank genome assembly
UCAACCGAGCCAUUCGGCGAAGAAUCGUUGUCCUUGUCGUCGACAAUGAUAAAGGCCGGGAAGAAACCGGCCUUUAUCGUUGGAAUCUAAGUCCAAAUCCACCUCUAUUUUCCACACAGCCUGCACACAUGGCAUCCAUUGCAAGCGCCUCUGCUGUGCUCUGUGUGGCCGGCCGUGUGUGCGCGAACACAUACACACCUCCAUGCCCAGCUCUUCGUAUUUCAGCACCUCCACCUUCUUGAUGCUGCAGUUCUGCGCCAAUAUCGCCGCAGGGCCGCCGAUGCUGCCCAGCUUGCACGCCUUGGAUACCUGCACAACGAACGUCUACCAAACCAAUGCAACACAACACACCGCAGCAGCCACACCGAUGGCAUGCUCUCUGUCCUGCGUGUGCUUGUGAGGGCGUUGUAAUGUACCUCCUUCCUCCUGUUGCCCUUGGCCAGAGUUAUCAUGGACCCGCCCGCAGCCAUGAAUGGCCCCACAUAAGAGUCCAUCCGGCCAGCAGUGGUCGGACCAAACGAACCAGACGCAUAGCCAGCAGGCGUCUUGGCCGGCCCUGCAUAGUAGAUGGGAUGGUUCUUGAGGUAGUCGGGCAGCGCUCCCUCUUUCUGCAGCCGCUCGUUGAGUUUGGCGUGGGCGAUGUCCCGCGCCACAACGAGGGUGCCCGUCAAGGACAGACGCGUCUUGAUGGGAUACCUGCCAGCCACCAU